UCCUUUCUCCAUCGGAUGGAUUCUACUGGCUUUGUCUCCUGGCACGGGUGUAAAGGUGUAAGGGAGGGACCCUGGUCACCCGAUGAGGAACACUGAGUCUUCGGACGCCUGACAGCUCUACAUCCUGAUCAGUGUGAAUCACACUGGCAAAGGACCAGAAAGACCACAAUAACUGAGGCUCAAUUUGACCAUACAUCAUUUGACCAUACGUCAUUUGACCAUACUGUAUGUGACUGACUGUGGUGAACUGUUAGAAGCCAAGUUGACCUGAGUGAACUGCAAUUCUGCCUCAUGGGGAAGACUAGUAAGAGCACAGUGAACCUCAACUCCCCAACAGAGGUCAAACAGGCCAUCCCUUUCGAGGACAUGGAGGCAGUUGCCCCCCCAGAAGGCGAGGAGAAGAAAGAGGAAGUGCCCCCUGAUAGGGGCUCCUGGAAGGGCAAGUUUGACUUCCUGUUGUCAUGUGUGGGCUAUGCCAUCGGACUGGGGAAUGUCUGGAGGUUUCCCUACCUGUGUGGCAAGAACGGAGGAGGGGCUUUCCUAAUCCCGUACUUCCUCACCCUGGUGUUUGCUGGGAUACCUCUGUUCCUACUGGAGACGUCACUGGGCCAGUUCAACUCUGUGGGGGGUCUGGGUGUGUGGACCAAGCUAAUGCCCAUGAUGAAAGGUGUUGGCCUGGCCUCAGUGGUCCUGUCCUUCUGGCUCAACAUCUACUACAUUAUCAUUAUUGCCUGGGCCCUCUACUACCUCUUCAGCUCCUUCAAAGCGGAACUGCCGUGGGAGGGUUGUGAUAACCCGUGGAACACAGAGAGCUGUUUCUCCAACUACAGUCUCACUGACACCACCAACCUCACCAGUGCUGUCACUGAGUUCUGGGAGAGGAACAUGCACCAGCUGUCCGGUGGUCUUGAGGAGCCAGGUGAGGUGCGUUGGCCCCUGGCUGGAACUCUGGCCCUGGCCUGGGUCCUCGUCUACUUCUCCAUCUGGAAAGGAGUGGAGUGGACAGGCAAGGUGGUCUAUUUCUCCGCCACGUACCCCUACUUCAUGCUGAUAAUCUUAUUCUUCCGUGGGGUUACUCUCCCGGGGGCCAAGGAGGGCAUCCUCUUCUACAUCACCCCUGACUUCAACAAACUCCUAAAAUCUGAGGUGUGGCUGGACGCUGCCACACAGAUCUUCUUCUCCUAUGGACUGGGUCUGGGUUCUCUCAUCGCCCUGGGAAGCUACAACUCCUUCAACAACGAUGUGUACAGGGACUCCUUGAUCGUGUGCUGUAUAAAUUCCUUCACAAGCAUGUUUGCAGGCUUCGUCAUCUUUUCUAUUGUGGGAUUCAUGUCCUACAUCACCAAGAAGCCUGUCCAGGAGUUAGCUGCCUCAGGCCCAGGCUUGGCGUUCCUGGCCUACCCGCAGGCAGUCACCCAGCUGCCCAUGUCGUCCCUCUGGGCCAUCCUCUUCUUCUCCAUGCUGUUGAUGCUGGGCCUGGACAGUCAGUUCUGUACAGUAGAGGGCUUCAUCACAGCUCUGAUGGAUGAGUUCCCCAUGGUGCUGAGGAAGAGGAAGAAGAUCUUCAUCCUCAUUGUCUGUGUAAUUUCCUUCCUCAUCGGCUUCUCAAACAUCACACAGGGUGGUCUCUAUGUCUUCAAGCUGUUUGAUUACUACUCGGCCAGCGGAAUGUGCCUCCUCUUCCUCGUCUUUUUUGAAACCAUCUCAAUAUCCUGGUUUUAUGGAGCUGAGAGGUUCUAUCGGGAUAUUGAGGACAUGAUUGGCUAUCGACCUUGCAUCUGGUGGAAGUUCUGCUGGAUGUUCUUCACUCCAGCAAUCUGCCUGGGGGUGUUUACAUUUAGCGCCAUUGAGAUGACACCCCUGACUUUGGGGAAAUAUGUGUACCCGGCGUGGGGCCAGGGAGUUGGCUGGAUGAUGUCUCUAUCGUCUAUGGUGCUGGUACCAGGCUACGUCAUAUUCAUGUUCUGCACCUCCAAAGGCAGCAUCAAACAGCGUUGGCACAAGAUGACCACCAGCACACCUCGGGAAAGUGCCCCAGUCACACACCAGAACUCACAUGUGGGAAGCAUGGGCGAAGCCACCGUCUGACAGAGUACAGGAAAAGGUUUACCGCCUGCGCACUGAACCCAGGGCAGUUGGGCACUUCUAACUAUAAGGAGGGAGAGUAGAAUUUUGGGUGGGGCAAACUGAUCCUAGAUCUGUGCCUACCGAUGGCGUCUAGCCCCUAGUUGACAGACACAGGCUGGGAGCCAUACUGCAUCCUAACUAAACAUGUCACUUCAAUUAUUGAACACAAUAGAUCUACUAUACACUACUUUAUGUAAUCCAUAUAGUGACACCGUUUCCUAUACAAAGUAAUCAUGGUCCACGUCACAGAAAAAGCCUUUUGUAAAGUAUUGGAGUACAGUGACAAUAAUGUUUUUCUUGUAUGUACAUUUACUGUAUAUACUGUAAGGUUGUAAUUCUUGAGAUGUUUUUUCUUCCGUGAUCCAGUAUAAGAUUUUAGUUCAGGUGUCUAGUGUUUGCAAUAAUAGGCGAAUUAACAGCUUUUACUAUAAAUAUUGUUGGUGAAAUGUUACGUUUUUAAAUGCUUAUACUGUAACUGGCUAUUGCAUGAUGGUACAUCAUGCUUGUUUCUGAUAGUUUUCAACUGUAUUUUAUUUCUGCAAGAUCAAUUAGUGUAACAAUCUGUAUUUAAAAAAUUUAAAUUUGUACCGUAUGAAGCAGACUUAGGAAUGAUAACACGGUUUGACCUUUUCUAAUCACUACAUAUGUACUAUGACAAAGGAUUUGAUCAGGUAUUGAGUUGCUGGGUUUUUUCAGUUCAAUAAAACAAAUUAAAACAU
Esox lucius (northern pike) is the source of this 2846-nucleotide messenger RNA. It is a transcript of the gene slc6a1l, whose product is annotated as solute carrier family 6 member 1, like. The transcript has 15 exons. Gene Ontology annotation, cellular component: membrane. The record is from RefSeq and is a predicted model, not a curated record. Lineage: Eukaryota; Metazoa; Chordata; Actinopteri; Esociformes; Esocidae. Gene Ontology annotation, biological process: sodium ion transmembrane transport. The coding region runs from base 292 to 2088 and encodes 598 amino acids.